Molecule: messenger RNA, 2925 nt
Organism: Cordyceps militaris CM01
Lineage: Eukaryota; Fungi; Ascomycota; Sordariomycetes; Hypocreales; Cordycipitaceae
Exons: 1
Coding region: 1-2925 (974 amino acids)
Source: RefSeq, a predicted model, not a curated record
AUGAUGUACGGUGCCUCUAUCCGUGGCCAUGCCGGCACCAUCGGCGACGGCCUUUAUAUCCUGCAACGGCGCGGCGCCGCCACGCUCGGUCUGGGUUGGCUCAUUGCCAUAAUCCUCUGCGGCGGCGUCUCGCUCUUUAUCGGCGUGGGCUUUCUGCUGGCCUGGCGAGCCCAGAAGCGGCACUCGCCGCUGACAAUAACCCAGACGACAGCCUCGCUGCCCUACGCGGCGUCGGGCUUUGUGUCACUAUUGCGGCAAGGGCAAUCAACGACGCGGCUGACGAAGCGGAGAAUGACGGUGGUACGGGAGCGUAGCAGCGCGAGCGAGUUUAGUGACGACGACCGGACGACGCUGAGCCGGCUCUCGAUGAUACGCCUACCCUCGCUUCCCGUGCUGCCGCUGCUGCCCUCGUAUAGUAGCCUGCGGCUCUUUCACCACCCAAGUGUCACGAGAGCGUCCUACCGCCGCGAAAAGGGCUGGCUGGACGACGAGGAGGCUGCGGUUGCCGGAAUGGCGGCGGUCGGAAGUGAUCCGGUGGUGGCGGGAUCGAGUCGCAGACCAGGAAGUGGGAGCGGCUGGGCAGGACAGCAAAACCAGCCGUUGGGACACAAAGUGAUGAUGCAAGGCAUAAACGCAACGGUGCAGGAAAGGGAACAGAAGCAGCAGCCGGCACCGCUGCCGCACCAACAGGAUAUGAGACAGGAGCGGCCAACCAGCAUCGACUACGACCACCUGUACGACCCCCGCGAACACUCCCGACAUACAAGCGAAGAAGAUCCGCCCAUGCCCACGAAACCGAGCGCCGUGUACACGGGAGAUGUAGGUAGCGCCCCUCCGGCGUCGCAAGGCUUUGUCCGGCCCGCCGCUGCCGUACUCGCGCGGCACCCGACCCGCACCGACUCGGAGCUUCGCGACAUUCUACGCUCCACGGAGCAGCGCCUACGCGAGGGUGACCGCAGCCGCAGCCGGUCCCCCGAAAAGGCGGCGCUGCGCACACCGCAUAGUUCACCGACCAAAUCGUCGCGGCGCUCGCCGCAGCAUUACCGCCUCCUGGGUAGUGCGAGCGGUGGCGGGUUGGCCACGCGCGAGGGCUCGGCGGCGUCGGUGGGUAGCGCGACGAAUAGUCUGAUUGUGCACGCCACCGAGGAGCUACAGCUCCCGGGGGGGAUGGGAAGUCCGAGCCGUCUGCGCGGGCACGAGUGGCUGGCGGGGGAUGAUGUGAUUUUGGGCAUGACGACGCCGCAGCAGCGGCACGAGGACGAGGAGGAGUAUGUGGCCCGCCGCGACAGUGCGCAGAUGUUGUACCAGCAGCAAAUGCAGGAGUAUCAGGAGAAGAUGCAGGAGUACCGACUCAAAGAGAAGCAGUAUCAGUUACAACAGCGGCAGAUGCUUCAGCAACAGCAGCAGCAGCAGCAGCAGCAGCAGCAACAGCGUAGCCCGCAGAGAAGCCCGCAGAGGGAGCGCUCCCAGAGACGACGGUCCGUUGAUAGUGAUGCCUCAUCCAGCCUCUCCACACUGUACAGCGUCGACGAUGACGAAAUGGACGAUGUUUCUGUCCAAGCCGUCGUCGGGGGUCCUAAUGAUCCAUUUGUCGACGGCAGCCGCAUGCCCGUGCUCGCGCCUCUACGGCGCACCAUGACCAUCAGCUCCGAGACGCUCGCCCGCGACGCCAUGCCAUCGUCUGUCCGCUGCAACCCGCCGCCACGGGAGCAGUCGCGCGCGCCGCACCAGGGCGGCUACUACCACCGGAUGCACAAGUCGCUCGACGUGCACCCCCUGCCGCCGCCUACCGCUGAGCGUGGUAUUCGCCGGCCGCAGUCGGCGCUGCUGGCCUCCCCGCAGAUAUCGGAAUCAAGCUACACGGACAUGUCGGUCGACACGACGACGCUGAGCCUUUCGAGCGAGGAAACCAUUACGGCCGAGGAUGACGGCGUGGAGCAGGAGUAUGAGAUGACACCGGUCAAGGAGGACGAUGGCCGCAGGCGUGGGUCGGAUGUCUCGUCAUCGCCGUUUAGUGAGCAGGAUGUGGUGAAUCUGAUUAUUGCGGCACAGCAGGCAUCACCGACCAAGCAGACGACGACGAGACGUGCGCUGCCGACGCCACCGGUAUUGCUCCAGCCAGAUGGCUCGACAGCGCUGUCGCCGCCGCCAAGGAGCGUCGCCCGCAACAAGUCGCUGCGAAGCACGGCGCUCGCUCGUCAACCAUCCGUCACGUCGUCGUACUACAGCAACGACGGCACCGCUAAUGCGCCACCGCCGGACACCAAGGCGGCUGCCGCAGCGAACCCCGUCGGGCUGUCCGUGUGCCACUCGGUCGCGGAACUGCGCCGCAUGAACUCGCUCAUCAGCGUCACCAGCAACACCUCGCUCACCUCGUCCGUCACUCCCGCGGCUGGCGAGCCUCACCGCGAUAACCAACCCCUACGGGCCACGCUCUCGGACGGCCGCCGCCGCAUGGGCAACCGUCAGUACCUCAACGUCGGCGGCAGCCGCGACAAGCUGGACAUUGGCAGUCGCAGGAACGUACCCCGACCGGGCGGUCCGCGCCCAAAGAAGAGCACGACCGGCGGUGGACACGCGCGGUCCAACACGACCGCGGCCCUCUCCACGACGCCGGAGCGACCAGCCAAGAACCCGCGCCGCAGUCUGGUGAAUACGGGCUCGCAGCAGCAGCGCGUAUCGCCGGAAAAGGAACAGGAUAACGGAAAGGAGAAUGCUGGCCUGGGCAUCUCGCACCACGGCUCGCCUGUGCACACGCCGCCGGUCAAGAGCCUGCGCAACCCGGUCCUGGCCGAGUUGGCGGCCGCCGAGCGCCGGAGCAGGGAGAAGCGCAGCAGCGUAGACAGCCUGGGCUUGUAUGACAAGGACGGCUUUUUGCUGCCGUCGCCGGAGCGCGAGCUGCACAAGAAGCUUCUGCGCAUGUAG